AUGUCUGCAGAUGGCCAGAGCCCGAAAAUCUACAGACCGAAACCUCGACGACCAUUCGAUCACAAUGCCGCACCUCAUCAACCACCAAGUCCACUCCUCCCCCAUGACCAAGCAGACGAAACGCCAUCUCGAACUCACUCCGUAUUGAAUCUCACAUCUUCGACGCUACUUGGCAUAUACUCCCCAACAGGCUACGACCGUGACAAUACCGAACCAUCCACACCAUGGGGGACAGGCGCGGAAACCCCAUAUAAUGAGUCCCCACGGCCUUCCAUGUCUCGAACAUUGUCAAUACCUCGUCCAGUGCCAGUACCAUCUACGAGUUCAAGGUUGUUUUCCACGGCCUGGAGGACCAUUUUAUUAUUCGGCAUAGGCAUGGGCUAUGGAGGUCUCGUACGACAUCUACACGAUGACAGGAAACUGGCUGCGUUUCAGGUGGAAGGAAUCAUAAAACCAAGGGAUGACUGGACAUAUCUCGUAUUCUGGGGGGUUGCUGGAGUAGCAUUGGGGAGUCUGUUACCUUAUAUCGAUACGCUGAUGUACCCACCGACAUCAGAGAGAGUAGACUCGGGCAGUGUCUCGAAGAGGCGACUCUCAGGCCCCGUGGACGACGAGAACCUCGAUUCCAGCGGCCUCCUAGGCGCAGAUUGGACACCAGCCAUCCGAAGCGUCGGCGCCUUCGUCGGUAUAGCUUACGCGAUUCGCAAACUCCCCUGGGCCUCAUCCCUCCAAGCCUCCCUAACACUCUUCCUCGUCAACCCCGUCCUCUGGUACCUAAUCGACCGGUCCGUCCCCGGCUUCGUCCUCUCCUCUGCCGUCGGCGCAGCCGGCACAGCGUUGCUCCUCGCCUCGAACCCGGAUAUGAUGCCUUCGCCCGCCACUUACGGACGUACAUCCAACAACUCCCUCUCCCACACUGAGAUCCUGGGCGAACUGCAGGUUAUGGGUGUGGAAGUGGGGGAUUAUGUUAGUAGAGAGAGUAUUGAGGGUGGUAUUUGGAUUCUGAGUGUGUUGUUCUGUAGUUGUGUGUGUUUUGGGAAUAUUGGGCGGAGACUUGCGUUGAGUGGGGUAGGGGUACGGGUGUAG
This is a messenger RNA of Glarea lozoyensis ATCC 20868, 1086 nucleotides long. RefSeq lists its product as uncharacterized. The record is from RefSeq and is a predicted model, not a curated record. The coding region runs from base 1 to 1086 and encodes 361 amino acids. Gene Ontology annotation, biological process: sterol biosynthetic process. Gene Ontology annotation, cellular component: endoplasmic reticulum. The transcript is spliced from 2 exons. NCBI's taxonomy places the organism in Eukaryota, Fungi, Ascomycota, Leotiomycetes, Helotiales, Helotiaceae.